CAAGUAGUCUGCAGACACACAUGAGGAUUCACAGUGGAAUUAAACCUCAUCAGUGCAUUGUGUGUGAGAAAACAUUUGCAUACGUAAGUGCCGUUCAGACACACAUGAGAAUUCACACUGGAAUCAAGCCUUAUGAAUGUGUUGAAUGUGGGAACAAAUUUACACGUUCAAGUAGUCUGCAGGAACACAUGAGGAUUCACAGUGGAAUCAAGCCUUAUGAAUGUGUUGAAUGUGGGAAGCAAUUUACACAAUCAGGUCAACUGCAGCAACACAUGAGGAUUCACAGUGGAAUCAAGCAUUAUGAAUGUGUUGAAUGUGGGAAGCAAUUUACACUAUCAGGUCAACUGCAGAGACACAUUAGGAUUCACAGUGGAAUCAAGCCUUAUGAAUGUCUUGAAUGUGGGAAGAAAUUUACACGAUCAAGUUGUCUGCAGAUACACAUGAGGAUUCACAGAGGAAUCAAGCCUUAUGAGUGUGUUGAAUGUGGGAAAACAUUUACCAAAUCAGGUAAUCUACAGCAACACUUGACGAUUCACAGUGGAAUCAAACCUCAUCAGUGCAUUGUGUGUGAGAAAACAUUUGCAUACGUAAGUGCCGUUCAGACACACAUGAGAAUUCACACUGGAAUCAAGCCUUAUGAAUGUGUUGAAUGUGGGAACAAAUUUACACGUUCAAGUAGUCUGCAGGAACACAUGAGGAUUCACAGUGGAAUCAAGCCUUAUGAAUGUGUUGAAUGUGGGAAGCAAUUUACACAAUCAGGUCAACUGCAGCAACACAUGAGGAUUCACAGUGGAAUCAAGCCUUAUGAAUGUGUUGAAUGUGGGAAGCAAUUUACACUAUCAGGUCAACUGCAGAGACACAUUAGGAUUCACAGUGGAAUCAAGCCUUAUGAAUGUCUUGAAUGUGGGAAGAAAUUUACACGAUCAAGUUGUCUGCAGAUACACAUGAGGAUUCACAGUGGAAUCAAGCCUUAUGAGUGUGUUGAAUGUGGGAAGCAAUUUACACUAUCAGGUCAACUGCAGCAACACAUGAGGAUUCACAGUGGAAUCAAGCCUUAUGAAUGUGUUGAAUGUGGGAAAGAAUUUACACAUUCAAGUAACCUUCAGACACACAUGAGGAUUCACAGUGGAAUCAAACCUCAUCAGUGCAUUGUCUGUGAGAAAACAUUUACACAAUCAGGUACUCUGCAGGGACACAUGAUGAUUCACACAGGAAUGAAGCCUGAUGAAUGUGUUGUAUGUAGGAAAAAAUUUACAAAAUCAAGUACUCUGCAGAGACACAUGAAGAUUCACAGUGGAAUCAAGCCUUAAGAAUGUUUUGAAUGUGGGAAAACAUUUUUACAUUCAAGUAUUCUGCAGACACACAUGAGGAUUCACAUUGGAAUCAAGCAGCGAAGACUUAUCGCUGUGUUUGGUUUGGGAUAAUACAUCUGCAGGCAAGAUAUGAAGUGGAACUGUGUGUGGUGAAUGUGUUGAAUGUGGGAAAACAUUUGCACUGUCAGAUACUCUUAGACAGUAAACAAUACGCUGAUUGUUGUUUUAGUAUUAUGUAUACAUAUUAAGGUGUAUGACUGAUAAUAGUUCUGUGUUAAUCUGGGGUAGCUUGUGGCAAUUCAAUGCAUACAGUCCAAACUUACACAACUUGGAGAAGGUGAAACACAACAAAUAUAUGUUAAGACACACAUCUAAAAUGAGUAUUUCACUGCUUCAAAAAGACUGCAAUUGUACCCCUCCGUUUGUUGAGUGAGUGAGUUCAGUGUUUUGCAAUAUUCCUGUAAUAUCAGGGCAGGGGACACCAGAAAUGUGCUUGUCACAUCGUAUCUAUGUGGGGAAUUGAACCCGGGUCUUCUGCAUGACACGCAUGUAUGAGCAAGAAUAUACUAUGCAUACCAGGUUAAGAAUAAUAAUAGUCCUCAUGAAAAUGCACUUAUUCCUGACUGAGUCAAUUAAAGUUAAACAGCUUUUCAUGACAUCACUUUGAGGCUGCCAACUGGAGUAUGUCACAGCGGGGGGCUGCCAACUUAGGUCAACCCAAGUCAGAAUGAGCUGACUUUUGUAAACGGUUGAUUAGGAUUAUACCCUAGUCAGCAUGGUUUCAAACAGGUCAGUCAGGGGUUCCAAACAACAAACAAACAUCGCAUCAUCCGAAUAAAGAAGUUGUUCAUCUGUAAA
Haliotis rubra (blacklip abalone) is the source of this 2171-nucleotide messenger RNA. Its product is annotated as zinc finger protein 420-like. The record is from RefSeq and is a predicted model, not a curated record. The transcript has a single exon. Lineage: Eukaryota; Metazoa; Mollusca; Gastropoda; Lepetellida; Haliotidae. Gene Ontology annotation, molecular function: DNA-binding transcription factor activity, RNA polymerase II-specific; RNA polymerase II cis-regulatory region sequence-specific DNA binding. The coding region runs from base 21 to 1310 and encodes 429 amino acids. Gene Ontology annotation, cellular component: nucleus. Gene Ontology annotation, biological process: regulation of transcription by RNA polymerase II.